CAGCUCUGUCAGGGAUGCUUCGCAGAUUGGCAAUUCCAGCUGGGAUUGUAUUGUAUGUCCAUCAGAAGGAUGCGCCAACCACUUAUCUCACGAAUAGAUGAAGAAAUACGCUCCAGAAGAAGUCUACAACAGGCAAGCCUCACCGAAUCCUACCGAUCUCGCUCUAAUUCAAGAGUAAAUGUUCCGGUACUGCCUCCGCUCCGGUUGUGAGUCAGGCCAGAUCUACGACAGUGGCGUUGAGGGCAACAUCUCCCGUUCGAAUGCGUGCGACUUUCUCACCUUCACUAUACACGACGAAGCGUUCCACGCUGGCGAGACGUGCGAAGAUCACGACAAACGCAAAACAAGCCAGCGCAAUGUAGAAGAUGAUGCGAGCGCCGAAGUAAACAAGAGCACGACGAAGAAGUGUCCGGAAACGACCUGUGGGGUGAACAUCGAGAAGAACGACGGCUGCGAUCACAUGACGUAGGCCGCAAGCUCCACUUCUGCUGGCAAUACGUUGCUCCUUGUUUCGGACCGAGGGGUAUAUUUACAAGCACAUGAGCCCAACUGCAUGCACUGGAG
Molecule: messenger RNA, 564 nt
Organism: Cucurbitaria berberidis CBS 394.84
Lineage: Eukaryota; Fungi; Ascomycota; Dothideomycetes; Pleosporales; Cucurbitariaceae
Exons: 2
Coding region: 179-469 (96 amino acids)
Source: RefSeq, a predicted model, not a curated record